This is a messenger RNA of Cyprinus carpio (common carp), 1867 nucleotides long. Its product is annotated as polyubiquitin-C. Gene Ontology annotation, molecular function: ubiquitin protein ligase binding; protein tag activity. Gene Ontology annotation, cellular component: cytoplasm; nucleus. The record is from RefSeq and is a predicted model, not a curated record. Gene Ontology annotation, biological process: protein ubiquitination; modification-dependent protein catabolic process. NCBI's taxonomy places the organism in Eukaryota, Metazoa, Chordata, Actinopteri, Cypriniformes, Cyprinidae.
CAAUUGUUUAAAUAGUGCGUCGGGCGAAGCGGCGGAAGGAUACAGCGCGUUCUGUAUAAAUAGCUGGACCCUUUGUUUUGCGCCGUUAGAUUCGCUCCGCUGACGAGAGGAUAAAGAAGUACCCAUUUCGCACUCUUCCAGAAAAGAACAUUUGUUUCCUAAAGAUGCAGAUCUUUGUGAAGACGCUGACUGGUAAGACCAUCACCCUCGAGGUUGAGCCCAGCGACACCAUUGAGAAUGUCAAAGCUAAAAUUCAAGACAAGGAAGGCAUUCCUCCUGACCAGCAGCGUCUGAUCUUUGCCGGCAAGCAGUUGGAAGAUGGACGCACACUGUCUGACUACAACAUCCAAAAAGAGUCCACCCUCCAUCUGGUGCUCCGUCUGAGAGGUGGUAUGCAGAUCUUUGUCAAGACGCUGACUGGAAAAACCAUCACCCUUGAGGUUGAGCCCAGCGACACCAUUGAGAACGUGAAGGCCAAGAUCCAAGACAAGGAAGGCAUUCCUCCUGAUCAGCAGCGUCUGAUCUUCGCUGGAAAGCAGCUGGAAGAUGGGCGCACACUGUCCGAUUACAACAUCCAGAAGGAGUCCACCCUUCACUUGGUGCUCCGCCUCAGGGGAGGCAUGCAGAUCUUUGUGAAAACCUUGACUGGUAAAACCAUCACCCUCGAGGUUGAGCCCAGCGACACCAUUGAGAACGUGAAGGCCAAGAUCCAAGACAAGGAAGGCAUUCCUCCUGAUCAGCAGCGUCUGAUCUUCGCUGGAAAGCAGCUGGAAGAUGGGCGCACGCUGUCUGACUACAACAUCCAGAAGGAGUCCACCCUCCACUUGGUGCUCCGUCUGAGAGGUGGUAUGCAAAUCUUCGUCAAGACGCUGACUGGCAAGACCAUCACUCUUGAGGUUGAGCCUAGUGACACCAUUGAGAACGUGAAGGCCAAGAUCCAAGACAAGGAAGGCAUUCCUCCUGAUCAGCAGCGUCUGAUCUUCGCCGGCAAGCAGCUGGAAGAUGGACGCACACUGUCCGAUUACAACAUCCAGAAGGAGUCCACCCUUCACUUGGUGCUCCGCCUCAGGGGAGGCAUGCAGAUCUUUGUGAAGACCUUGACUGGUAAAACCAUCACCCUCGAGGUUGAGCCCAGCGACACCAUUGAGAACGUGAAGGCCAAGAUCCAGGAUAAGGAAGGCAUUCCUCCUGACCAGCAGCGUCUGAUCUUUGCCGGCAAGCAGCUGGAAGAUGGACGCACACUGUCCGAUUACAACAUCCAGAAGGAGUCCACCCUUCACUUGGUGCUCCGUCUGAGAGGUGGUAUGCAAAUCUUCGUCAAGACGCUGACUGGCAAGACCAUCACUCUUGAGGUUGAGCCCAGUGACACCAUUGAGAACGUGAAGGCCAAGAUCCAGGACAAGGAAGGCAUUCCUCCUGACCAGCAGCGUCUGAUCUUCGCCGGCAAACAGUUGGAAGAUGGACGCACACUGUCCGAUUACAACAUCCAGAAGGAGUCCACCCUUCACUUGGUGCUCCGCCUCAGGGGAGGCAUGCAGAUCUUUGUGAAGACCUUGACUGGUAAAACCAUCACUCUUGAGGUUGAGCCCAGCGACACCAUUGAGAACGUGAAGGCCAAGAUCCAGGAUAAGGAAGGCAUUCCUCCUGACCAGCAGCGUCUGAUCUUCGCUGGCAAACAGUUGGAAGAUGGACGCACACUGUCUGACUACAACAUCCAGAAAGAAUCCACCCUCCAUCUCGUCCUGCGUCUCCGUGGAGGCAAUUAAUCUAACCAUGAUGUUUACUAUGUAGGUCUUGAAAGUUAUCAGACCAAUUCCAGUAUCCUUUGUUCCCUCUUAAUCAUUCAAUAAAGUUCUGGCAUUCCUGA